UUCAGGGAAUAAGCAUGACAAAAUGUUCAGAUGCCUGUAGUUCAAGCUCUGAUUUAUAUCUGCCGUAACGGUAUAUAUGACCUGGAUGCAGUUUAAGUUUGUGCAACUUUAUGGAAACUUCAGAAAAAGUUUUGAAACUACUGUACAACUAUUUCUUCCUAUUGUGUGGGCAUUGCCUGCAAGCUGUUCUCCCACAGCACUACUCCUCCUGGUAUGGCUUCUCCUGUACGUGAAGUAGCAGGCCAAGAUUUUCCAUUUGAGACUUUCGUGCGAUGUGCAAAGCGAAAUAAGAACGGGUGCACCACUGACAUUGCCACAGAAAAUGGUAAACAAUGUAUUGAGCUUCCAACUUCCCACAUCCAUGACUCCAAGAUGCUACUUCAACUGGACACAAAGGACCAUGAGGUUAUCAUGGUUGCAGAUGGCUCUGCUAAGACGUCAUUGUAUCACGUUACCACGGAAACUGAUAUUGAUACUACUGCAGAACUGUUACCAUCCGGGGGGAGCCAAAGUCAUCAUCAUGCCACGAGAAGUGCAGUCAGUGAGACUUUGCCCCCACAACCCAAGCACGCUGUUUGUCCUAUAAAGUUUAAUGAUAACUUAAUUGAGAACUCUUCAAAUAAACAUCCUCAAGGGAAACCUACGGCAAGUACUACACAGCCAUUCUGUUUCGGGAUAUCCGCUGAUAAACAGAAAAAAAUCCCAAUUUCUGUGAUUGUUGAAAAAGGAUCUAAGUUUGUGACGUCAGAAGAUGAGAACUUCACCAACUGGGAAUACAACAUAGAACAUUUGGAAACUUCCACAUCUCAAAAUCUAAGGCUGACUUUUGUGGACUUUCAGAAGAUUAACCUUUCAAAUGAUCUUACUGAAAUAAAAUCUAUAGAUAUGAAAGAACCAAAUCAGGAAAUUUCUGAUCAACCAAACAGAAUGGAGUCUACAGUAAAUCCAGCUGAACCAUGCAAUAAAAUACCAAAGGAUCAAUUGGAUAUUGGUGAAUCAGAGUCUCCAGUCAUUGACACAACUGAUCUCUACAAUGAUGUACUUGACACAUCGCUGACAUCUAAAACUGAAACUGAUGAACAGUUUGAAGGGUAUUCACAAUGUUUGUCAGACCUCAGUCAAACCAUGAGUGUUGAUCGUUUUACUGAUUUAGGUUUCCCUGAAGAAAAAAAGAUCUUAUUGCUUAAAUACACUGAAUGGCAAGUUUUCCAUAGCAAUAUAAACAUGUAUACUGAUCAAAAUUUAGAUGGCCACAGCUCUGCGGAAACAACAGAAAACUAUCGUCACAUUGAUAUGGAUCAUAAAAAUAGCUCUGUAAAUCAUAGAAAUGUUGAUAUUGACCAUCAAGCUGAUGGACUUUGUGCAGAAGUAAAUCAAAGUGAAGAAGAGAUAUAUUGUUUUAAGCCUAAAAGGCAAGAGAGCCAUUUUGGUUAUAACAAUGUUAAUGACAAGAAAGAACAAAAGAUAAACACUGGAAAUAAUGGUAUUAACUUCACUGAUCCGAAAACAUGCUCUAAAGAAACAGAUAAAAGACCUGAAACGAUUAUGAUGGUAGAACACAGAGGUAUCAACAAUAGUCUAUUCGGUCAAGACACACCCACUUCUCCAGAAUGUUGUACUAGCAAGGCUGGAGACGUUACUCUUUUAAGUUCUUUUAAGACAUUAUUACAUGAUAGCAAUGUUGAUAGCAAUAUUAACAGAAGCAAACUGUCCAAUCAGCUGACUCCAGAAGCAUGUUCUUCUAAAGAAGUGCUGUCAUCUUCAUUUAAAGACACUGAAGAACAAGCCUACAUUUGCUAUAAGAAAGCAGUUGUUGAUAGCAUAGGGCUCAUUGGUGGUAACAAGAUGGACAAUAAAGUUCCAGAUGGAAAGACACGGAUGCUGUUUACUUCACUUAGCCUGGAACCAGACACAUACCACACCAAAAUGCAGAACAAAUUGCCAGAUAGUAGAGUUGCAUGUGUAUGUGGGAAUGGAUUCCAGAAUGAAGUGGAUGGCACUAGAUACGUUUCUGAAGACAGACAUGUCAGACAGCCACAUAUUGUGAUAGCAAAACUAAGCAGUAGUACAUCCCAACCGGGUACCAAUACUUCCUCAGGAUCUCAAUCCAUUUUUUCAGAAUCUAGGAAUGAGAGAUGCGACUGCGAUGUGACGUUGCACAAUUGUAUCAAUAUAUUCCAACAGGAAGAUAUUGAUCCUUAUGCCAAGACAUUGCUUGAUGAACUUCAUGAAGAAAUUGAACCUCCUGAUGGUCAAUUGAUCCAAGUUUCCCUAAAUUCUAAGAUUACUGAUGCUAUGCAAUAUAUGGAUCAUGAGAAUGGCAUUACAUUAAAUGAAGAACAAAUAACCAAAACAGUGUCUUCACAUAACAUAAUGUCAGAGACAGGGGAAAUAAAACUGCUGAAAGAAAACCCACAAAAUAAUAUUACACAUGACAUUGCUUUAUACACAGAGUCUAAUAGUGGCAACAAAGAUUCAAUUAGAAGCUCUGUAGAGACAGAUAACGGAAACCAUUUAAUCUUCAAUGCAGAAUUUGAAAACAUCACGCCUGAUCCAAAUUUUCUUUACACCGACAGCAUUAUUUCUUCUGGUAAUUCUGUACAUCAGUGCAUGUCAUCCAAUUCUCAUCCAUCCUAUCUGUGCACAACUAACUCUCCUGAUCCACCCUACCAGUGCACAACCAACUGUUCUGAUCCAUCCUGCCUGUGCACAAUUACUUCUCCUGAUCCAUCUUACCAGUGUACCACCACUUCUCCUGAUUCAUUAUACCAGGGCACAACCAGCUCUUCUGAUCCAUCCUAUCAAUAUACAACCACCUCUUGUGAUUCAUUAUACCAGGGCACAACUAGCUUUUCUGACCCAUCCUAUCAAUGUACAACCACCCCUGCUGAUUCACUCUACCAGUACACAACCACUUCUGCUGAUCCAUCUUACCAGUGCAUAACCACCUCAGCUUGUUCAACCGACCAGUUCCAGUGCAUAACAACCUCUUCUGACCCAUCCUACCAGUGCACAAUUACCUCUGCUGAUCCAUCUUACCAAUGCACAACCACCUCUGCUGAUCCAUCUAACCAAUGCAUAACCACCUCUGCUGAUCCAUCUUACCAAUGCACAACCACUUCUCCUGACCCAUCCUACCAGUGCACAAUUACCUCUGCUGAUCCAUCUUACCAAUGCACAACCACCUCUGCUGAUCCAUCUAACCAAUGCAUAACCACCUCUGCUGAUCCAUCUUACCAAUGCACAACCACUUCUCCUGACCCAUCCUACCAGUGCACAAUUACCUCUGCUGAUCCAUCUUACCAAUGCAAAACCACCUCUGCUGACCCAUCUAACCAAUGCAUAACCGCUGAUCCAUCUUACCAAUGCACAACCACUACUGCCUAUCCAUCUUACCAGUGCACAGCCCCCUCUGCUGAUCCAUCUAACCAAUGCAUAACCACCUCUGCUGAUCCAUCUUACCAAUGCACAACCACUUCUGCUGAUCCAUCUUAUCAAUGCACAACCACUUCUGCUGAUCCAUCUUACCAGUGCACAACCACCUCUGCUGAUCCAUCUAACCAAUGCAUAACCACCUCUGCUGAUCCAUCUUACCAAUGCACAACCACUUCUCCUGAUCCAUCUUACCAGUGCACAACCACCUCUGCCAAUCCAUCUUACCAGUGCGCAACCACCUUCCCUGAUUCAAGUUACCAUUGCAAAACCAUCUCUACAGAUCUUUCCUACCACAGUACAGCUACCUAUCCUGAUCUUUCCUACCAGUGCACAGGCACCUCUGCUGAUCUAAUUUACCAGAACACAACCAUCUCUCCUGAUCCAAAUUACCAGUGCAUAGCCACCACUCCAGACAUACCUGAUUCAUGCUACCAGAGAACAAGCAGCUCUACUGAGCUAUUCAAUCAAUGCACCACAACUUUCCCAGAUGCUCAGUUAAUUGCUAUAGUAAAUGAGGCACGUGAGAUACAUCACAUGACUCUGCAAAGCUCAGUCAAGGCACCAACACAAGAUGAAUAUGGAAAUAUAAUCAAACAGAAUGAACAUUAUUUCCUGGAAGAAUUGAGAAAAAUAUUCCUAGACCAACAAGGCAAAGGCCUCACACUUUUAGAUUCUGGAAUUGUUUUAACAAGAACAGUGAAUCAUUUGGGAGAAAAUAUUACCCUAGUUACACUGUGGGACGGGUCAGAGCUGGGAAUGACUAUUCCAAGUUCAAAGUUGUUCCUGUAUUACCAUCUGGAGAAACACUUUGUCACUGAGCAGCUGAAUGAGGAUUGGUACUUUGCACAAGACCGUAUAACAAAAGUAAACAUGCUGAUGAAAAAGGGAAUUUUCUUUGACCCAAGCAGCCUUUGUAACAAUGAUGAUCUCUGUGAGCUUAGGAAGUGUCUUAGAGAUGCUUUCUUGUGUUUCCUGUGUAAUGGGCAGCAGCAGGAGCUUGAUUGGCACUCAGAAGUCCUUCUGGAGAGAGCGUGCCAAGUACUGGAGGAAGACUGUCUAGCACAGAUAAAUCCAACAAGCCAUUUCUUCUCAUCUCAGCCAAGACCCGUUCCGUUCUGCCUUCCUUAUUUUCCAAAUGAAAAUGAGGCAAGUGAAUGA
This is a messenger RNA of Pseudophryne corroboree (corroboree frog), 4593 nucleotides long. RefSeq lists its product as uncharacterized. The coding region runs from base 214 to 4593 and encodes 1459 amino acids. The transcript has 6 exons. The record is from RefSeq and is a predicted model, not a curated record. Lineage: Eukaryota; Metazoa; Chordata; Amphibia; Anura; Myobatrachidae.